AUGGGGGAUACCACAAGACGCUUAAACGCGUUGCUUUUGCUGAUUUUCAUCGUCACCGCGACGCAAGGCGCCGCAGCGUUGGGCGAGCUACCGAAUACGCCCUGCGAGGGCGACUCCAGCCAAUCCGCGCACUUCUGGUGGCCACGUGUCGUCCGCGGCCGAAGCGCUCUUGACACGGAAGAUGCAGGGAGCGACGUUUUUGCGGCGAUAGAGACACCAGCCGUGCCUCGGAAGCUCGGCGCGCAAUGGGCAGCGCCGUCCGCCGGCCCCACUUUUGCGGAAGUUCUCGCUGCCUCUGUCGCUACCCCUGGCAGCGCAGAUCCCGCUGGGGCAGUUACCGCCACGCCUCUCCCUGCUGCUUCUGCCACUGCUGCCGCGCCUGCUGCUUCCCGGCCCGUCGUUUCCUCUAAAGCAGCUCCUACCGCUCCCGUAAAGACUCCCACCGGAAAAUCCUCUCCUGAUGGACUCGCAAAGGGGAAACCAGCCAGUGAUGGCGCAGCCGCCGCCGCUCCCGCGUCCUUACCAGCGCCGAAGCAGGGUGGUCCCACGCCGAAGCAGGGUGGUCCCACGCCGAAGCAGGGUGGUCUAACGCCGAAGCAGAGUGGUCCCACGCCGAAGCAGAGUGGUCCCACGCCGAAGCAGAGUGGUCCCUCACUGAAGCAGAGUGGCUCGGUGCCGAAGCUGCACCCGAUUCCCAAAACGGACGCACCUGGCCCGAAGCAGACUCUGAGUCAGCCAAAGCCAGCUACCUUCCCACCUAAUUCCGAGACGACCCAUCCUAAGCCCGGUGCUCUUCCCCUCAAUACCGCACCUUCAGCAAAACCACUCCCGCCGCUGGCAACGACCAAGGCCGUCAAUUCAACUGGUGCAGCCGGGAAUACUACCACGCCGGCAGGAAAUAGCACCGGGCCGGCCGGGAAUUCUACCGACACUCCGGGUACGCCUUCAUAUGCCGUGGGAUCACGUGACUGCCAGUACCAGCAGGUCAAGCAGCUCCACUUGUGUGCUCUUGGAUUCGCGCAGUCUGCCGGGAUCCGCGGCGGCCAGUGGCCGACAUCCUCCUUGUACGAAGUUGACACGGAAGAUGACACGGUGGUGAAUGGGAGACCCGUGGAGAAGUCGUUACGGUACGCGCUGAUGAACUUCCCCGACGGAGUGAUCAUCACGUUUUCGCGAAGCAUGGAGAUCGUGCUGCAGAGUAACCUGUUUUUGCGUUCGCGCGUUACGAUCGACGGGCGCGGCGUGCACGUGCGCAUCACCAAUGGCAGCAUCGUCCUGCAGAACGUGAAUGACGUCAUCAUUCACAACAUCGAAGUAUCGGGUAACCCUCGCGGCGAUUUGAUUCCCAUCUACAACAGCAGCCGCGUGUGGAUCGACCACUGCCGCCUGCAGGACGCCCUCACGGGCACGGUCGACGUGGCAAGGGGCUCCACUGACGUCACCAUCUCGAACUGCUACAUCAGCAGCCGCGGGCAGACGAUGCAGCUCGGCUUGUCUGACACAGAAGACGCGGACAAGAAUAUGCGAGUCACCAUCUACCGCAACUGGUUCAACACGUCCGGCUCCAUGCAACCGCUCUGCCGCAAGGGCCGCUGCCACGUGGCAAACAACCUCUACACCCACUGGUCCUACUACUGCCUCGCCGCGCGCCGCGGCGCGCAGAUCCGGUCAGAGAAGAACUUUUUCCGGCCGGCGCCGGGGUCCGCGCGACUGGAGGUGACGCCGUGGUAUAGAGGAAUGCCGGCCACAGAUGUUUGGUCCGACGCGACCGUUACUAUCGCGUCGUUCCAAGACUACUUGGCUGGAGGCGCGACGUUUAAUAAGACGGCGUAUGCCGGCCCCACUCCGAUCUUCACGCCGCCCUACACGCUGACGCUGCCGCGGAACCCGCGUCAGAUGGCGGGUAUUUUGAGAAUCAACUGCGGUCCCAAGUAUGACGUCGAUUCCGCACUGCCCCCUGCUUCGGGACAGUUCCUUCCGCCUGCCCCGCCGACCCCAUCCCCCACCACUCCUCCUGCGACAGCGAACACUACUGCUACUGGUAACAGCACUACUGCUGGUAACAGCACUACUGGUGGUAACAGCACCGUUACAGCACCGUCGCCUCCGAGUUCGAACGACUGCCAGUAUUCCACCGCGGGUGCCGGAAUCGCCCUUGGGAGUUGCGCGAUGGGUUUCGCCGCUCCGGGUUUGGUUGGUGGCGCUGGAAAAUCCACAUACGUGGUCACUCUAGAGGAGGAUUCGACAUCCGAUACAAGACAGGGUUCGCUUCGGUGGGGCAUUUCGAAUUUCUACAAAACUGGCGCUGUUAUUACUUUCGCACGGGAUAUGACAAUUCAACUAAUGGCGCCGCUAUAUGUGAAAUCGUUCAUGACUCUGGAUGGGCGAGGGGCCAACGUGAAAAUUGUGGGAGACAGUCUGCUGGUGCAACACUCAACGCAAGUCAUCAUUCAUAACAUUGAAUUUUCCAGCAGCAGAACGUCCCCUGCAACCAUCUCUCUUUACAACACCAGCAGCACUUGGAUCGACCACUGCCGCUUCUCCAACCUCUCAGCCACCCUCCCUGCUAUCGAGCUCGCCCGUAACAGCACCGCGGUUACCAUCUCAAACAACCUCUUCUCUGGCACGCUCGGCACGCAAACCGUCACUGCCUCGGCAAGCCCAGGCUCGGGGACAGGCUCGGCACUCCACCUGGGCCAAUCCGACAGCGACGGGAUUAACCGCGAUAUGAACGUCACCGUCUACAGGAACUGGUUUCAGUCUUUAUCUGCGAUGCAGCCAAUAUGCAGACUAGGCAAGUGCCACGUGGCAAAUAAUCUCUACACCAACUGGACUGGGAGCGCAGUGGAAGCCAGGGCGGCUGCUCAGGUGUUGCUACAGAGCAACCUCUUUAUAAGCGGACCUGAUUCAGUACAAGUGGUGGCGAACACCACAUCUGUCCCUCCUGGCAUAGUUGCGGAAGCAGGUAGCAACACCACCAACACCACCAACGUUAUCAAGCCUGCACCUGGGGCAGCGGCAGAUGCAAGUGCGACAGCUACAGCUGGGGCAGCUGCAGGUGCAGCUGGGGCAGGUGCAACUGGGGCAGGUGCAGGUGCAGCUGGGGCAGGUGCAACUGCAGCUGCUGCUGGCACUGUAACCAUGGGCCCUACAGUGAACGCCACUCAGGUGUUCACUCCACCAUACGACCUGCCUUUGGGGGACCCCAACGCUCUUCUCUACGCUAUCUUCAUGAAACUGAAUGCCGGUCCCCAUGCCAACUGA
Molecule: messenger RNA, 3264 nt
Organism: Closterium sp. Yama58-4
Lineage: Eukaryota; Viridiplantae; Streptophyta; Zygnematophyceae; Desmidiales; Closteriaceae
Source: the annotation of a GenBank genome assembly